Catharus ustulatus (Swainson's thrush) is the source of this 3715-nucleotide messenger RNA. RefSeq names its product KIAA0895 ortholog (gene MATCAP2). Lineage: Eukaryota; Metazoa; Chordata; Aves; Passeriformes; Turdidae. The transcript is spliced from 7 exons. The coding region runs from base 1439 to 2986 and encodes 515 amino acids. The record is from RefSeq and is a predicted model, not a curated record.
AUUAUUGCCUGUGAAGGCUGACAUGAAAGCAGAUAGAGUUAAUCUCAGCAGUGUUUACUCAGUCUUGUGAUUGCAUACUUGGAAAUACGCAUAUUUAUCUAAGAAACGUUUGUGAAAUUCACUAAAACUCUUCCAGGUAGGACACAGAAAGGGAUUCACUGAAGUAACAACAAACUGUGAUCUGUAGAAUUUCCUCCAAUGCUACCUGAUUGUACAGCCAGGUCUUACUGGACAGUGCUAUAGAGGGAAUCCCUGUGUAGAGCAUAUUGCAGAUAUGGAUUUAUUGAUGAGAGGGAGUGUAGCAGAUAUUUAAGAUACUCAAAGCACCACACUUCCCAGCUCUCCUCGCCCUGGGAGAUCACUACACUCACAUGAUCUAUGUAAGCACUAUUGUGCUGGUAAGUCACUUUCAAUCAACUUGCUCUCUCCAAUAAAUGUUGACCAUUUAAGAAAAGUAAAUGCAUUUUUCACACAGUAGAAUGUAUUGAUGUGUAAUCUGACUUCAGUAGUCCCCUUUAGUCUGGAUGAAGAGUACAGAAUCUUCCUACACUGUGCCUACAUUAAUGGGUUACACAACCAUGAUUGCUGAGAUAAAAUAACUUGUUCCUAUUUGAUGUUCAAUUUUUAAACAAACAGAUUGUAUUUCAAGGAGUGAAAGGUUUCACAAGCGAGGCAGCAGAUUGCACAAGUAAGGUGACAGGAAGGUAUUAAAGUCUGUCUUUCACUUUAAAUUCUUUUUGCUACUUAUCACUGUGUGGUAACCAUCAGUUAUGGCCCUCAACCGUUGCCCUGAUGCAAUCCUUUGUUCUCCUUGCGUGGGACAUCCCCGGGCAUGAGACCCGGCUCCCAGGGUGGCACAUAUCCUUCUAAGCACCCUUGUCCCAUGCAGUCCUUCCUCUGCCUGCCACAGAUCCAGCAGAUCACACCAACUUUUACCAAUUGCAGCGAUGAUGGUAGCUGAUGAUUAUCAGAGGAUUAUCAGAGGAUCAGCGCUGGAUUCUACGUGAGUUAUGCUCGCUAGACUCAUGCAAAGGAUGGCACUCAAGCCUCCAUGUGCUCUGACAUCUGGGACCAGCAGUGCCGGUCGAAUACAGCCGUUCCCAAGUGGCGUCGGCAGCGUGGUACCUCGGAACACCGACCGGUGCACUACAGAUCCUAGGGUGCAGCGCGCCCGCGCCCCGCCCCCGCCAGCGCUCGGGCCCCGCGGAGCCCAUCGGGAUUUGUAGUCUGCAGAGGCGGGCAGAAGGACGGGCGAGGGCUCUACCGGCGGGGCUCUCGCCUGCCGGUCCGGAGCCAGCGGCACUCCCCGGAUCCUCUGAGGUAGCGAGGUAGGCACAUCCCGCGUCGCCGGGCGCUGGCUCCCCGCCCAGCAGUCGGGAGUCCGCCGUGCAGGAGGCAACCGGCGGGGCAGAGCGGCGGCGCUGCCCGACGGAGCAUCAUGCUGGAGUCCAUCUGUGUCACCGAAAAACUUCACUGGCCUAAGACAGAGCUUUCUAGGAAAUCAGUCCUGAGUCUGGAAGAACAUAAGUGGAACAUUAAUAAUGAAAACAGCCUUCAGCAUCCACCUUCUGAGAUCCUUAAGGACAUUUUCACAACAGGAACCAGUAGCUACAACGUCCUUCUGCAGAGCAAACAGGAGAAAAAACACCACACUCAAAAGCAAUCAUCCGCCCAUCACAAGAAACACAGGAAAACCACCAAGUGCUCCUCCAGCUCGCGGGGCAGCGAGCACCGCCGUGUGAAGGUGCCGCUGCCCUUGCUGGGCGGGUGGUGCUGCGGCCUCAGGCAGCCGCCCCUCCUCGGCACUGACCCCACGGCCACCGGCGUCAAGUUCACCAGCAGCUCCUCGGCUGCGGGGAGUGCCGCCGCACUGCCACCGCGGCCCAGAAGCAGAACUAAAAAGCAUCCUAGUCUCACAAAGCCAAAGCAGUCUCAGUCCUCAAAAAGCCAUGGGAAGGAUGGCGAUGCCCCUGGACAAAAGCUCUGUUUACUGACUGCAAUCAAGCCGUCCAAUGUGGAGAAAGAGAAGGUUAAAUUUUUCAACUCCAAUUUCACCUACAAUCCUCAAUUUGAAUAUGAAAACCCUGCUCUGCCAAAUGUGUUAGCUAAGCACAGCCAUGCAUCUGACAGAUUUCUUAAGCAGUCAAUUAAUAUUAUGAAGCGGACACUGCAGAAAUAUGGAAGCUAUGAAAAAUUUGAACAGGCUGCUGGAGGCAGCUUGCUGACCAAAAGUCGCAUCUGGAAUCACGUCAGGAAGUACAUGAUGAAAGAAGGCUGUCUUGGUGAGAUUGUGGUCCAUCUCACAGAGGACCUGCUGUCCCGAGCCUCCAUGACCGUGGUGAACGGCCGCCCCACUCUCACCAUCAAUGUCUCCACUGCGCGAGAACACUGGCUGGAGGGGAUGCUGAGACAUGAAAUUGGAACUCAUUACUUUCGGGGUUUUAACAACAACAGCCAGCCUUGGUGCAACCGUAACGGACGUAGAAAACAUGGGUUAAAACCAAUCAACCCUACAGAAGAGGGGCUAGCGAGCAUUCACAGUGUCCUGUUCCGCAAAGACCCUUUCCUUUGGAGAGCUGCUCUGCUCUAUUACACAGUGUACCAGGCCAGCCAAAUGUCCUUCAGUCAGCUUUUCCAGGACGUGGGGAAAUUUGUCAAGGACCCCAAUACUAGGUGGGAUUACUGUGUACGUGCCAAGAGAGGAUGGACUGACACUUCACAGCCAGGCUGUUUCAAUAAGGACCAGGUGUAUUUGGAUGGCAUCCUCCGAAUCCUGAGAUACAGGGAGUCCAUUGAUUUUCAUCUUCUGACAGCCCUUGGAAAGAUCUCAUACGAGGAUGUGGAUCGCCUGAAAGGAUUAGCUGUGAUUGAGAACAUGAGGGUGCCACACUUUUUGCAAGACCACGCCCGGUACAUGGAACACUUGAAAAAGAUCAUGGAAGUCAAUGAGUUGACUGAUGAGGAGCUCCAGGAUCUCAUAAAUUAACAGUAUUAGAUCUCCACUCACUUACUGUGUGAGGAUGUAGAACUGGACUUUCCAGAGCUUGCAAAAAGGGACUUAUGAGGGAUGGGAGGGAAGAGUGGCCAGAAUAUGUAGAAUUCAGAAAAAGACACUUUAUGUCCUUUUGCACUGUGAUUGUAUACUGAUUAUUUUUAAAGAGAUUGUGCAUUUUUGUAAAAUUGGCUUAGAAAUUCCUCUGCAGUGAUCUGUCCAAUCAUCUAUUCUCUUUUAUAUGCUUGAUAUAGUGCUCAAUGCUGUUUCUUGUAAUAUAUUGCCUUUUCCCACCCAGGUUUAGAGGUGGAAGAAAGGAGACAGAGGAGAAAUUCCCCCUUAGUUCACUUGUUUGCCUUAUCUUUGGUCAUAGCUGUCACGGUUCAUAGAAAUAGAACUGCUAUAGAUUAUGCUGCCUUGCUGUCUGCAUAACUUUCCCAUUUGGUCAUCAUUACAAUGAAAACAGAAAGUUUAAAAACAGUGCACAGAAGCAGGUAUUUGCACCACAGGAUCGAAGUCUGUAACAUUACAAAAAGUUUCAGGGUGUUUUUUUAGUGAGAGGAUUAGUGUUUUAAAAAAGAGAGAAAUGGUAGGUAGUGGUAUUCUAAUGAUUGUGAGUAGCAAAGCUUUCCCUUUCAUUCCCUGAAAAAGUUACAGUAAUUUCACGAUUAUAAGAUGCACCAUUUUGACUAAAAUUUUGGUCCGAACCCAAAGUGCGGCUUA